AUGAAGGAAAACUACACAGGAAACCCUCUACAUAUCACGUCAUUGAACCAUGUCUCUCUCUUGUGCCGAUCCAUCGAGGAGUCGAUGAACUUUUACGAGAAGGUGUUAGGGUUCUUCCCUGUUCGAAGACCUGAAUCCUUUAAAUCUGAAGGCGUUUGGUUGUUUGGUCAUGGAAUUGGAUUACACCUCUUGCGUUCUACAGAACCUGAGAAACUUCCCAAGAAAACUGCGAUUAAUCCUAAGGAUAAUCACAUCUCUUUCCAGUGCGAGAGUAUGGGAGCAGUGGAGAAAAAGCUGGAUGAAAUGGAGAUUAAGUAUGUUAGAAAUAUAGUACUAGAAGGAGGGAUCAAAGUGGACCAGCUCUUCUUCCACGACCCUGACAGUUUCAUGAUCGAGAUAUGCAACUGUGAUAGCCUCCCUGUCGUUCCCCUCGCAGGAGGAAUGGCUCAGUCCUGCUCAAGGCCAAGGGUCAAACUCCACCAGAUGGUGCAGCCACAGCCGCAAACUCAGAUACACCAAGUGGUCCAUCGUUAG
Messenger RNA from Microthlaspi erraticum, 534 nucleotides. The record is from the annotation of a GenBank genome assembly. Lineage: Eukaryota; Viridiplantae; Streptophyta; Magnoliopsida; Brassicales; Brassicaceae.